This is a messenger RNA of Eubalaena glacialis (North Atlantic right whale), 2396 nucleotides long. It is a transcript of the gene SREK1, whose product is annotated as splicing regulatory glutamic acid and lysine rich protein 1. Gene Ontology annotation, cellular component: nucleoplasm. The transcript is spliced from 12 exons. Gene Ontology annotation, molecular function: RNA binding. The record is from RefSeq and is a predicted model, not a curated record. NCBI's taxonomy places the organism in Eukaryota, Metazoa, Chordata, Mammalia, Artiodactyla, Balaenidae. The coding region runs from base 151 to 2043 and encodes 630 amino acids.
AGGGGAGCUGUGAAAUGGGCGGCUAGACUUUCCCGCUGCCGUGAAUUCGCCGGCGGGAGCGCGCUCGCGGCCGCGCGUUCUCCGCUUUCCCGGCUCCGUCGCUGACGCGUCGUAGACGUUGGGGAGGCAGGCAGCUGCAGCGGGAUCGGGAUGAACAGCAGCGGCGGCUUCGGGUUGGGCUUAGGCUUCGGCCUCACCCCUACGGCGGUGAUUCAGGUGACGAAUCUGUCGUCGGCGGUGACCAGCGAGCAGAUGCGGACGCUUUUUUCCUUCCUAGGAGAAAUCGAGGAGCUGCGGCUCUACCCCCCGGACAACGCACCUCUUGCUUUUUCUUCCAAAGUAUGUUAUGUUAAGUUUCGUGAUCCAUCAAGUGUUGGCGUGGCCCAGCAUCUAACUAACACGGUUUUUAUUGACAGAGCUCUGAUAGUUGUUCCUUGUGCAGAAGGUAAAAUCCCAGAGGAAGCCAAAGCUCUCUCUCUAUUGGCUCCUGCUCCAACCAUGACAAGUCUGAUGCCUGGUGCAGGCUUGCUUCCCAUACCGACUCCAAAUCCCUUAACUACACUGGGUGUUUCCCUUAGCAGUUUGGGAGCUAUACCAGCAGCAGCACUAGACCCCAAUAUUGCAACACUUGGAGAGAUACCACAGCCACCACUUAUGGGAAAUGUGGAUCCUUCCAAAAUUGAUGAAAUUAGGAGAACAGUCUAUGUUGGCAAUUUGAAUUCCCAGACAACAACAGCUGAUCAGCUACUUGAAUUUUUUAAACAAGUUGGAGAAGUGAAGUUUGUGCGGAUGGCAGGUGAUGAGACUCAGCCAACUCGGUUUGCUUUUGUGGAAUUUGCAGACCAAAAUUCUGUACCAAGGGCCCUUGCUUUUAAUGGAGUUAUGUUUGGAGACAGGCCACUGAAAAUAAAUCACUCCAACAAUGCAAUAGUAAAACCCCCUGAGAUGACACCUCAGGCUGCAGCUAAGGAGUUAGAAGAAGUAAUGAAGCGAGUGCGAGAGGCUCAGUCCUUUAUCUCAGCAGCUAUCGAACCAGAGUCUGGAAAGAACAAUGAAAGAAAAGGCGGUCGAUCUCGUUCCCACACUCGUUCAAAAUCCAGGUCUAGCUCAAAAUCCCGUUCUAGAAGGAAAAGAUCACAGUCAAAACACAGGAGUAGAUCCCAUAAUAGAUCACGUUCAAGACAAAAAGAUAGACGUAGAUCUAAGAGCCCUCAUAAAAAACGCUCUAAAUCAAGGGAGAGGCGGAAGUCAAGGAGUCGUUCGCGUUCACGGGACAAAAGAAAAGACAACCGAGAAAAAAUCAAGGAAAAGGAAAGAGUGAAAGAAAAAGAUAGAGAAAAGGAAAGGGAAAAAGAGAGAGACAGGGAAAAAGAACGUGAAAAAGAAAAGGAACGGGGUAAAAACAAAGAUAAAGACCGGGAUAAAGAACGGGAAAAGGACCGAGAUAAAGACAAGGAGAAGGACAGAGAGAGAGAGCGGGAAAAAGAGCAUGAAAAGGAACGAGACAAAGAGAAGGAGAAGGAACAGGACAAAGAAAAGGAACGAGAAAAGGACAGAUCCAAAGAGAUAGAUGAGAAAAGAAAGAAGGAUAAAAAGUCCAGAACACCACCCAGAAGUUACAAUGCAUCAAGAAGAUCUCGUAGUUCCAGCAGGGAAAAGCGUAGGAGGAGAAGCAGGAGUUCUUCCAGAUCGCCAAGAACAUCAAAAACCAUAAAAAGGAAAUCUUCUAGGUCUCCAUCCCCUAGGAGCAGAAAUAAGAAGGAUAAAAAGAGAGAAAAAGAAAGGGACCACAUCAGUGAAAGAAGAGAGAGAGAACGUUCAGCCUCUACAAGAAAGAGUUGUAAUGACAGAGAUGGGAAGGAAAAGGUGGAGAAGAACAAUACUUCACUUAAAGAGAAGGAGCACAAUAAAGAACCAGAUUCAAGUGUGGGAAAAGAAGUAGAUGACAAGGACGCACCAAGGACUGAGGAAAACAAAGUACAGCAAAAUGGGAAUUGUCAACCAAAUGAAGAAAACCUCUCUACCAAAACAGAAGCAGUAUAGGACCUACAGAUGCACCUCUAAACACACGCUGGAGUAGAAUCCAAAGCUUUUAAUUCUCUCAACAAGAUGUUAAACAGUGAAGAAAUCCAGUAGAGCAUAAAGAUAUGAGCUAACAGCUUUUUUAGUUGUUAGGUGACUUUGUGGCCAUCUUGUUACUGAGUAAGAAAAUAAAGCAUGGACGUCGUGAAAAUAGCAGGUGUUACCCAAACUCCUCAUCUUCUAAAAGCUGUGCAUUUCCUUGGUGGCUGACACACUUGUCAUGUGGUUUGUUAAGUGUUUGCCAAGAACCAUUAAAAUAAAUGGGACAUUAAAGAUCUAAAUUUGUACUAUCCAUUAAAGACUGGAGAUAAGCA